CAGCGCAGCGCCCCGCCCCCUUCAUUCCCCGCACGGCUCACGAUACCAUAGCCUACUUUUGAGGAGCUGUCGUAAAAUAUCAAUAUUUUCGGAUUUUUAUGUGUUAUUUACUUGAUUUCUGUGAAACUUUACAUCUUCACGAUGGACAAGUGUGGAAUAUGCGAUAAGCCCGCUGUUCAGUUGUUUGAGACCGGCAAAGAUGGUGUGUACGCCUGCUUCAAGUGCCAGCCGCUGGUGCCCGAGGUGACCAUAGAGGAUGAUGUUACGGCGGAGGAGGCCUCAGACCCACUGGACGUCUCUGAGGAGGGCAAUGGCUCACUGUUGUGUGGCAUUUGCCACAAGACGUUUCAGAAGAACACGCAGCUGCAGAACCACCUGCGGAACCAUAGAGCCGAGAGGAGGUUCGUCUGCACCUACUGCAAUAAAGCAUUCUCCCAGUCGAACAACCUGCGUGCGCACCUCCGCAUACACACCAACGAGCGCCCUUACAAAUGCAACGAGUGUGGGAAGGCCUUUACGCAGGUGACCAACCUGAACAACCACGUGCGCCUGCACACCGGCGAGCGGCCCUUCGUGUGUCCGGAGCCCGGCUGCAACAAGGCCUAUGCACAGGUUACGAACCUGAAUCAGCACCGCAAGCGGCACCUGGGUGGCCGCACCGUAGAGAGUACUUAUGACUGCACCAUCUGCGGCCAGCAGUUCCAGCAGCGCAACCACAUGUACACGCACAGACGCGAGGCGCACUACGGCGCGCGCAGCCCGGCGCGCGCGCCGGCGCGGCACGCGUGCAAGCUGUGCGAGCGCCGCUUCAGCACCGAGCGGCAGCUCGUCGCGCACGUAGCCCAACAUGUGCCCGACCAGCAGGACCAGCAGGAAGAUGAGAGCGAAGGCACGUUCUCCUGCGUGUUCUCCUCGUGCGGCGCGCGGCUGUCGUCGCCGCGCGCGCACACGGAGCACCUGCUGCGCGCGCACCAGCUGCGCCUGCACGCCGCGCGCCCGCAGCAGCCGGCGCCCGCGCUAGUGGCGCAGCAGCCGCCCAAACGGGGACGCCCGCCCAAGAUUAUCAAAGUGGGGUCAAUGGUUAACUUCAAGGAUUCAAUAUUUAACGAUGUAAAAAUCAUAAAGCAGGAAUCUCAAUUUCUGCCCAAACUAAAAGUGCAGAGUUUAUUCCAGUGAACUAAUAACAAGUGUAACACAGUGGACAUCGAUCUAAUGAGUUGACAGACUGCUGGUUGAUCUGUAACUCAGUGGACGUCAACUAGUAACACAAUGGACUUGUUUUGGACGUGAAAUUAACGUUAAGAGUUACAUGUAAAAAAUUAUGGACCUUGUUAAUGUAACUUUGAAUCUAAUAGGAAGAUAGGAGCGUUAUAAAUAGAAGUCAGAAGUGCUUUAAAAUUCGAUGUAUCGGCUCGAUUCGGGA
This is a messenger RNA of Cydia splendana, 1423 nucleotides long. RefSeq names its product gastrula zinc finger protein XlCGF7.1-like. Gene Ontology annotation, cellular component: nucleus. Lineage: Eukaryota; Metazoa; Arthropoda; Insecta; Lepidoptera; Tortricidae. Bases 142 to 1176 code for a protein of 344 amino acids. The transcript is spliced from 10 exons. Gene Ontology annotation, biological process: regulation of transcription by RNA polymerase II. Gene Ontology annotation, molecular function: RNA polymerase II cis-regulatory region sequence-specific DNA binding; DNA-binding transcription factor activity, RNA polymerase II-specific. The record is from RefSeq and is a predicted model, not a curated record.